Molecule: messenger RNA, 3359 nt
Organism: Moneuplotes crassus
Lineage: Eukaryota; Ciliophora; Spirotrichea; Euplotida; Euplotidae
Source: the annotation of a GenBank genome assembly
UCUAUAAACCUCAAUUAAAUAAUUAUUCCCAUAUCGAUCAUGGACAAUAAGCCUUCCUUCUCGAAUGAAGAGAUUAUAAACCACACCCAGAUAUACCAGGAUGGGUUCAAAGGCUUCGGCCUUGCCCUCCACGACCGAUACGAACAGCUUAAGCUCACUGAUGGAGUUCAGGAUCCAACAUUCAAGCCAAACUGUAAAUAAAAGUAUCAAAGAUGAGAUAAAUAUGUAUAAAAAGAAAUAUGAAUCAAAACAAUUCAGCACAAAGGCAAAGUAUUUGACAAACUUGAAGAAUACCAGAUCUGAAGUUUCUUCAGUAGGUUUAACAACCCCAGCUAGGUCUCAUAAUCUGAGCCAGAGUUCAAGAAAACAGAUGGGGUCAAAGAUAAGAAAUAUGAGUGUGAUGACACGGAGGAAGAAGAAACAGCUAAGUGGGGGCUUGAAGACAACUCAUAAGGACUUGUUAGAGCAGCUACGGAUUAAGUGAAAGUUCCACAGCAAGUACAAGUUCGAUCAAAUCAUCCUUAAUUCUUCUCUCCUCAAUUUCUAUAAAGCUGGAUAUUAUCAAAAACAAAGGAUAAAUUUGAAUACCUCUGUUGAUGAUGCACAAGCCCAAAAUCCGAUUAAACCUCCACGCUACAAACAAAGAGUCGGGUCAGUCGAUGAUAAAACAACAUCAUAUUUUACAGAUAAAAUAAAUCCAGAUAACCUUCAAAUUCCUCCUCUCCAUAUAAAAAGCGUUAGAGAAAGUAGAAAAUAUGAUCCUGCAAGAACCUUCAAUGAUACCGAAUCCGUCAGUGUUCAGCAAUCCCCUCGAGGCUACACCAUGCGUUCGAAUGAGGGUCGCAGGGAGAAAAUGCUUUACACAGCUCAUAACUCUCCCAGAGUCACAGAGAUAUCAGCAAAUUAUGACAAGAAUCAAGGCAUUGAGCUAGAAAAAUACCAGGAAGUUCCCAUCACUAGUAACACUGUAAAUCUGAAGACUAAAUAAGGCUCCAAAACUGUACAAAGAACUUAACAAAGUUGAAGAUGCUCUCGAUGAGCUCGAAAUGAAGCAAGAAGUUAACGAAAUUCAGAGAUUUGCCUCUGCUGAAAUAAAAUUGACAAACAUUCUAGACAAACAAGAGACAAUCAAAACAAUUCUUAGUAAAAUUGAGAAGAAGUAUGAAGCCAGUGGGAUAAUCCCAACAGAUACUGAAAAGUUGUCACCAACAAAGCCAGAUACUAGUCCUCAGGACCAGCAAAAUCUGGCGCCUAUUGUGGUAAAUAAACUAUUCAACCUCUUCAAGAGGCUUCUCCAGACAGGGGAUGAGAACACCAACCAUGCACACAAGUUCUACUCUGAAGAGCUUAAAAUAAGAGAUGAAGCAAUUGCUUCUCUAAAAUCAACAGCCAAAAGAUUAGGUGCAGAAGUAAGAGCUUUCCACGAGAUCAGAAAGGAAGCCCAAAACAGAGUCGAGCAGGAGAUGAAAAAGUUAGAUGAAAUGGGCAGUAUUGGUGCCAACAAAAAGCCGAGCUUCCUUGAUGAAGAACUGAUCGCUUAUGAUCCCUCAACAGGGGACAUAGUUUAUACUCUGAAUGAUCUUUACCAAUUCCUCAAGUUCGACUCUUAUUACCCACAGGAGAAAUCUGAAAUGGUAGAUGAUAAAUACAAGCAACUUGAAGCAGAGUUUGUCGAGCAGCUCCAAAAAUUCCAGCACACCUCAGCUGGCAAAGCCAUAAAGAUGAUUUUCAAGAAGCCAAAAUCUAAAAACGUCUGUCAGCAGACAAACCUUCGUGAUUACGAAGCUGAGAUUGAAAACUUGACUACCGAAUUAGCCAUAUCCGAGCAGAAGCGUAAUCAUUUAAAGAUUGACAACAACAAGCUCAUGAAUGAAGUCACAAAGUGGAAAUAAUGAAGUGAAAAUGAAAAGCUCAGAAGUCUUACAAUUGAGAAAAGAUAUCCAAAGAGUCUCCAGAAAUCUUAAAGGCGGCCAGAUAGAUUAUAGGUACUCCAGCAGUUUCGACAAAGCUGAGAAUAUUGCACUACAGAAGAAGAUUGACCAGUACAAGGAAAUGCUCAGCAAGACUGAAAGACAUAUGAAAGAUGCAGUCAAAAAUUUAGAGGAUACCAGGAAGGCUAAAGACAUCGUAGUUAAAAACCUGAAUAGUUUAAUCAAGAAUGUUGAGUUCCUCGAAGGUAAUCUGAGGAUCAAAGAAGGAACAGUCAAGAAGCUGAGGAAAAACCUGAGUGAGAUCAGAGACUAUCUGAAUAAACAGAAUUUUGAAGUUGACAAACACGAGACUAUUGGAAAGCUUAUCCUAGAAGAUCAUGAGAAGGACGAUAUUGUCUAUGAAGACAAACAAAUGCAGACUGACAAUAUAGACAACCCGAUAGAGGUCUCUUCAGUUGACUCAUCUGUAUCGAGCCUGCUCUCGCCCAGACGUAUGAAAGGCAGUGGAAAGAAUAAUAAGGGAAUGAAGAAAGAUAGGAGUAACUCUCGGCUUAAGAAUGCUUAUGAAAUCAGCAUCCCCCAGGAUUCCCCCAGUCGAAGGAAUUCUCAGCUGGUAGUCAGUAAGAAGAAUAUAUUUGAACAAGAAGAGACCAAGCAGAUUAAGCAGAAGGAGAAGAAAUUGAAGAAAUCUAAACCAUCUUCAAAACGAGGAUCUGGAAGCCAACAAAGCAAAUACAGUGGCAGUUUGGAAUUUCCUAAUCUUCCUGUGAUCAGGAUCAAUGACCUCCUCACUCCAGACCCAGUCCAGAGCGAGCCUGGAACCUCAGUAUACGAAGAUUAUGAUGAUAAGUUAAAAUAAACUCAGAAGAACCAAAAUAAAGGUUUAUAAGAAGCUGAAUGAGCUCGGCCAAAUUGACCACAGAUGGAUUCAGACUGAUCCCAUAUCUCAAGAAGAGACAGAAGAGGUCAAAGUAAUAAAAUAAAAACGCUUUUACUCAAAAACCUGAUCGUAAAGAACGUCAGAAAGCAGAUAUCCCUAAAAAUCCUACUAGCAGUGAUAUUUCCCAGUAUCAGUUAAACAUGUUGAUCAACAUCCUGCAUAUGAUCCAAUCAGAUGGAGUCCUAAAUACCUACCUAUUCAAUGAAAAAGAUGUUUUCAAAAUAAAAGAUGAGAUCAUCGAAAUUCUGCGUGUGCAUGCUGCAUCACUCAGCAUCGGAAGUAUUUGGAUGAACUACUCCGGAGCUUCAAGUCUCGGUGGGCCAACUAAGGCAUCUGAAUUAUACAAUAUCGGCCAAAAGGACCCAGUCCUCCACUACAUCAAGAAAGAAGAUAUUAUCCCAGAAGUGGUCAGCCUUGUUUCUAAAAGUAGCAAACCAAUCAAAAAAGCAAAGACAAGGAAACUAAGAAGCUUCAAGGGGAUCUCAUAA